GGAGGACGCAGGGAAGAGAGAGAGAGGCAUGUACAGAACACACAACUUAAGAACUCUCACAGUGAGUCUAACUCACUGUUGAAACCAAAAUCUAUUGACGGUCGGGAACCGUAGGGAUUAAGGAGUCCCUCAAACCCCAAAACUCCCCUUUAUGCCUCUUUUAUGAUCUCUAGCUCCUGCCGCCACUUUCUCUCUUUUAUCUGUCUCAAUUUUUCAUCUCUCUCUCUCUUGGCCAGAGAGAGAAUCUGAUUGCGCUUAACGAGGGAUGGCGACCCAGGCAGAAGAAUCUACCCCCACUCCUCAGGUGGUGGGGAAUGCAUUUGUGGAGCAGUACUAUAAUAUACUGUCCAAGUCUCCAGAGGUGGUUCACAAAUUUUACCAAAAUUCUAGUGUGAUUAGCCGGCCAGAUUUUGAUGGUCUCAUGUCAUCUGCAUCAACUUUAGAUGGCAUUGACAAGAUGAUCCUUUCCCUUGACUAUAAGGAUUGUGUGGUUGAAAUAUUGACCACUGAUGCUCAAGAGUCUUUUGGAGAUGGGGUGAUUGUUUUGGUGACUGGCUUUUUUACUGGGAAGGAGAAUAUAAGACGGAAGUUUACACAAGUAUUCUUCCUAGCCCCACAGGACAGUCGGGCCUAUUUUGUUCUGAAUGAUGUUUUUAGGUAUGUGGAUGAAGAAGCAGCGGUGCCCAUUAAAAUUAAUGAUGCUGAUGAAGCUGCUCCUGUCACACCAGAUCCUGAGCCAACUCUUGUUUCCAAUCACACUUCGGUGGAUCCUGCAGCUCCUUCUUUGGAGGAGGAUACUGUUCAAGCUGAGGAAACUAGUCAUCCAUUAGACAAUGGAAAGAUUUCUACUCCUGAUGAAGUUGUUUCUAGUCCAUCAGUUGGUACACAGCAGAAUGAUGUUCCUCCGGUUUCAUCCAAUACAGUCCAAACUGAUGCUUCCUCAGUUCCCAAGGCAAUUGUUUCUGAUGUCCAGGAGGAUCUUCCUAAAAAGUCAUAUGCAUCAGUAGCAAAUGCAUUGAAUUAUAAGAAGCAACCAUUCCAACAGAGGAUUUUACCUGCCAAGCCUGUUGAACAAUCACGUGCAAUUGUUGUGCCUGAAGCAUCCCCACGCCCAGCAAAUAACAAACCUGUGGAAAAGAACAACACUACUAACCCAGCUGCAGUUAAGGGUUACUCCAUUUUCGUUGCCAAUUUGCCAAUGAAUGCAACUGUUGAACAGCUUGUAGAGACUUUUGAGAAAUUUGGACCUAUUAAACCUAAUGGUGUUCAAGUCAGAAGUUAUAAGCAAGAGAAGAAUUGUUUUGGCUUUGUGGAAUUUGAAUCUGCAAAUUCUAUGCAGAGUGCCCUUGAGAUUUCUUCUAUCAAGAUUGGUGACAGACUGGCUCACAUUGAGGAAAAGAAAGCCAAUAAUGAAGGUGGGAAAUUCCCAAGUAGAAAGGUUGGUUUCCGAAAUGACAGCUUUAGGAGUCGAGGUAACUUUGGCGGAGGACGUGGCUAUGGGAGGAACGAGUUUGACAAUCAGGGAGGAUCAUCUGGUGGUCAGUCCCGUGGUAGUGGUAGUGGUAGUGGUAGUGGUAGACGCAAUGGGGAAGCUAACCAGAAAGUUUAUCAGAAUGGGGGAGGAAGAGUUGCCCGAGAUGUUCAAGUUCAAGCUCAGUCAUCAGGUGGAAAGAACUAGUUUGCUGCUUUCUGCUUGAAUUUUGUUUAAUUAAAUUUUUUGGUCGAAUAUUCAAAUAGAGAAUUAUUUAGGCAAUGAAUGAGAUUGCGGAUUUCUUAGAGAAAAAAGAAAGAUUGCGGAUUUUAUUUUUCUCCUUUAACACAAUUGAUAGAGUUAUUUUAAGCAUUUUUGCAAUCUGCUUAAAUGCAGAACAUUUUUUGUUAGAAAGAUAAUGUUUCUUCUUCUUU
Messenger RNA from Manihot esculenta (cassava), 1905 nucleotides. Its product is annotated as nuclear transport factor 2. Lineage: Eukaryota; Viridiplantae; Streptophyta; Magnoliopsida; Malpighiales; Euphorbiaceae. Gene Ontology annotation, cellular component: cytosol; ribonucleoprotein complex. The transcript is spliced from 9 exons. The record is from RefSeq and is a predicted model, not a curated record. Gene Ontology annotation, molecular function: mRNA binding. Bases 266 to 1678 code for a protein of 470 amino acids.